Messenger RNA from Yamadazyma jaroonii, 1671 nucleotides. The record is from the annotation of a GenBank genome assembly. Lineage: Eukaryota; Fungi; Ascomycota; Pichiomycetes; Serinales; Debaryomycetaceae.
AUGGCAUUAGCUGAUAGAAGACCAUUGGAUUUCCCUGUUACUUCACCAACAACCAUUUCACCAUCAUUCCAUGCUAAAUCUUUAGAUAGUACAGGUACUAUUUAUAAUAAUGGAAUUAUUGAUGAUGAUUUAAUUAUUGAUGAAGAAUUAGGUAAUCUUGAUGUUAAUGAUGUUCAAGAUCUUGAAUUACAAGAUGAUGAUGAAGAUGAUGAUAUGAGUGAUCAAAUCAAUGAAAUUAAUCAUCAAAUUAGUCAACAAAAUGAAGAUUUAGAUGAAGAGGAUGAUAGAUUAUCAAUUAAUUCUGAUUCUUUAAGUCCAAUUGAUAAUUUAACUCCAACUUCAAGAAGUAUUAGCCCAGAUUCUUUAAUGAAUUCUGAUCAAAAAUUAACUUCAAAUAGUUCAAGAUCUUCAACCCCAAAUGGAUCAGGAUCAGGAUCAGGAUCUAUUUAUAAAAAUCAACCAAUUAAGGUUCAACCAAAUGUAAAUUUAUCAAAUAAUUCAAAUAAUAUUGUGAAAAAACCAAAAAAUACUUCAAGAGUUCCAAUUGCUACCGGGAUUUCAACUACCAUUCCUGUUACUGGUGAAAAACCAAGACCAAGUCAAAAGGAUGAUGCUUCUUUAGAAGAUGAUGUCCUUUUCGCAAUCUUUUUAAUCUUAUACGAAAAAGAUCCUGAAGGUAAAGGUAUGACUGUCAAACAAAUUUGUGAUAUUUUAAUUGAUCGUCAUCCUGAAAUGGCCAAUUUAUCAACUAAAACUUCUAAUUUAGUUUCUGCUAAAUUAAAUGCUUAUGUUAAAAGAGUUGAAAAAGGUGAUUCUUCAUUGAAAUACGCUUUAUCAAGAGAUUGGGCCGAUGCCUCACCAAAAAGAAUGGUUUAUGUUUAUAGAGGUUUAUUAACUGAUGAUUUCCAUAUUCAUGUUAAAUCAAUGAUGGAAAAUCAAAAACAACAAGACAAGAAAAAUCAAUCAUUACAAAAUAAUCAAAAUUCAAGUUUCACCAAUUUAUCAAAUUCUUUAAAUAUUGAUGAAGAUGAUUCUUUUGAAGCUGGCAAAAAAGCAAGUUUGAAACCAAGAAGACAAACAAUGUUUGAUUUAGGAAUCAAUAGAAAUUCUUUCUUAAGUUCUUCAAUGGAUAAGAAUAAUUUAUUUGUUCCUUAUAGUUCAGCUCCUGUUACUGCUUCAUUAAAAGAUAAAUUAUUAAAGAAACCUGAAACUGAUGAAAUUGAUAAUGCUAUCAUUGAAGAUCAAGAAAAUGAUCAAGAAAAUGAUGAACAAGAUCAAGAAAAUGAUGAUGUUGAUGAUAAAAAAUCAAUUUUUGAAGAUUUCGAAGUUUUCGAUAAUGCUUCUGAAUCAUAUAUCGAAACUAUUAAGAAAAAUGGUAAAAGAUCAAAAUCCAUGUCUUAUUUAACCAAUAAGAAGCAUAAGAUUUUAACUGCUGCUGCUGCCGCUCCUCGUGCUCCUAAAACUCCUUGUAGUCAUAGUCCAAAUGCCGCUGCUGCUGCUGCGGCUUUACAUGCUGCGGCUUUAAAAGCUAUCAAUGGAGAUAUUACUAAAUCUGAUUUAAUCAAAGCCAAUAAUAUGAAAUGGUUAAAUGUCAUUAGAUCAGGUUUCUUAUCUCAAGAUAUUGGUACUCCUGAAGAUAUCAGUUUAUCUGAUUUGGAUAAGUAUUUUUAA